AAAUAACCCUAACAUACUACGAAUCAAUAAAAUCAAAAAAUUGAGUCAAGAUGAUGAGGCACUAGAUUCCUCACAAUCGUCUCAAAGUACAGAUAUACGAGUUAAUGAAUUAGAAUGGUCAAAAGCCAUAACACUGGCAGAACAA
Molecule: messenger RNA, 145 nt
Organism: Dentiscutata heterogama
Lineage: Eukaryota; Fungi; Glomeromycota; Glomeromycetes; Diversisporales; Gigasporaceae
Source: the annotation of a GenBank genome assembly